Vigna unguiculata (cowpea) is the source of this 675-nucleotide messenger RNA. RefSeq lists its product as uncharacterized. Lineage: Eukaryota; Viridiplantae; Streptophyta; Magnoliopsida; Fabales; Fabaceae. Gene Ontology annotation, molecular function: ubiquitin protein ligase activity; zinc ion binding. Gene Ontology annotation, biological process: protein ubiquitination. Gene Ontology annotation, cellular component: cytoplasm. The record is from RefSeq and is a predicted model, not a curated record.
AUGGAUGAAUGCCACUGUCGUGCAUACCCACAAGUUUCUGCCUCCGAUCGUGUGUCAGAAUCUCCAUUUUUUCACAGUGAUCAACAACACUUCAACGUACAAUUUGAGUACUCAGAAAUGUACGUUUUCAGUGCAAGGAAAUUCGACGCCUUUUGCAAAGUUUCACUCCACAACUUUCCAAACAUUCCGAAGAAUCAAAUAAUGCAAGAAACAACCAUCGUGUCAUGGCUUUCCCACAUGGGUGUGCCUCGGAAUUCUCACAGUGUCGUGGUCGCAGAAGUGUUACGAUGUGUACGUGACAUGGUUCGUGACACAGAUACGCAUGUUCUUGGUAUGCAUGUGGAAAUGAACAUUACUCGUGCAACAGAAGAUGAAAUAAGCGACAGUGAUAGCGACAAUGAUGAUAGUUUUGAAGAAGUUGACGACGAUGGUUUCGAAGAAGACGAUGAUGAAGACGAUUAUGGAUUAGUGGCUGCAGACAAGGCAAUUGUUGAAGGUUUGGAGAUGGUUGAAGAGAAGGGUUCGGAAAGGUGUUCCAUUUGUUUCGAGGAUUUUGAUGUUGGUGUUCGUAUGCCUUGCUUGCACAUGUUUCACAAAAACUGCAUCAGUGAGUGGUUGCAAAGAGGCAAUUCUUGUCCUUUGUGUCGCUUUCAGUUGCCUACUCAAAGGGAUUGA